ACAAGCCUCCUCUGGGGAGAUAAAACAGUUGACACGAAAUUACUUGCUGUAAGCCUCUUACCCUAAGCAGCUCUGCCCAUGAGUCUCAGUUGUAGGCGGACUCUCUUCGCUGCCGGCCACUUGAACGGAUCGGCCGACGCAACCUGCACUUAUUUGGAAUCGGCGCUCGUGUGGCUGCGGCAUCGGAAACCAGCCUUUGAACUUAAAAGAAAACAAAAAAUGUCUUGAUAACUUCAUGCUAAAGGAGAUUUACUUCAAUGACGGUGUUUGCUGUUUGGUCCUGAUAAAUACAAUGGAGAAAGAGGAUAAUACAGAGGGGGAGGACGAUAGAAUGUCUGCUGAUUUCAGCACCGUUGAAGAGCUGAAACAGAGCUGGCAGAAGUGGGUUAAUGAUCGUGCGGCAUAUCAGGAACACAAUCCUUUCAGCAACAAUAGGGCGAUGACAGUGCAAUUUAAGAAAGAAGAAGAGGGUUAUGGGAAACCCAGGGAAGGAUCAGAAACGGAACGUAGAGGAAUGGAAGCCCACACACAUGUUGGAAAAGAAGUGGAGGAACUGUGCCAGAUUAUUGCCAGCAUUGGAGAAACUGGAGAGGAUGGAAAAAUCAAGGUGACCUUUGGCAAACUCUUUGAGAAAUAUGUGAACAUUUCUAAUAAGCUGGUUGGAGUUUUGAUGAGGGCCAGGAAGCAUGGACGGAUAGCCUUUGAAGGGGAGAUGCUUUGGCAGAGAAGAGACGAUCAUGUGGUUAUAACUUUGCUACAGUGAGGAGAAAUGGAAUGUCCACAAUGGCCAAAGUAAAAUGAAGUGGUGAUGUCGGGACAAAUAACAGAGAACAGCAAGAUAUGGCCUAGGAAGUAGUCUUUACAAAAUAAAAAAUAUUGCCGGAGUGUUUGUACCAAUGUGACAUCAUCUAAGUAAAGCAGCUCUAAUUAUCUUACAUAAUGAAGCUGAAGUAAUUUGGCCAACACCUGGCUCCACUUUCAAAGUGUACUAUAGGGACAGACUGUAAAUAUACACUACCACUCUCUCUUUAGUUGUUUUGUCACAAGGUAUGUUUUGUGUUUAUUUGAGCCACAGAGCUGGGGUUUAGAAGCAAUCUUAAACAAAUUCUAAAAAAUGUUAAUUUCACUUACCUGUAAGAUUUACUUUGGGUGAUUAGGAGGCCAGUGAUUAAUCAGAUUCUUCUUGUUACCUUCAUUUCAGUUCCUACACUCAUGUUACACAAAGGCACACUUUUACAAAUGCACUGUUAAAUUCCCACCUAAAUGGGAUAUCUCUUUUCUAUUGUAGUAGAUGCUGAAAGCAAGGAAUCAUUGGAGAUUAUUAUGGGAGUGAAUAGGGAAAAAACUAUAACAGAGAAUAUUGUAACUUAAUCCUAAAACACAAUGGGCGGUUAUUAAUGAACAGUACCAUGACCAGUGAACAACAUCGCUGAUCAGUCCAUAAAAAAACAAAAAAGUGUGAAUAGCAUUGCCUUGUUAAGUAUCAUAAAAGGAAGAAAUAAUUUCUUUUAUCAGAUUUGGAAAGAUAAAGAUUUUAGGCAGUAGUGUAGCACUUGUAAACCUAUCCUAAACAUAGGCAGAGACAGCAAGGUUUACAGGGAAUUCAGAAGCAACCAGUUGCAUGUCAAUUCCCCAAACUGACCCCUCAGAAAAUAUUUUAAGAGACAUACUUUUUAUUUGUUAGGAAAGACAUUUAGAAGAUACAAAUGCCUAGGUUAAAUUACAGCAAAUAAGGGAGAUACCACAAUCCAGGUAAUGUCUUAACAAAGGUUGGCAGCACUGAGGUACUGUGUUUAUUUAGCACACCCACAGCUCCAGUCACUGUCUGUAUGAGAGUUUCUCUGUUUUUCCUCCCAUUUCACAGAGAUAUGUAUGCUGGUUAAUUAGCAACACUUAAGUGAGUCUGGUGUGGCAUGGACCAAGCACUGGUAACCGUGACUU
Molecule: messenger RNA, 1941 nt
Organism: Erpetoichthys calabaricus (reedfish)
Lineage: Eukaryota; Metazoa; Chordata; Cladistia; Polypteriformes; Polypteridae
Product: actin-binding Rho-activating protein-like
Exons: 2
Coding region: 236-763 (175 amino acids)
Biological process (GO): positive regulation of Rho protein signal transduction
Molecular function (GO): actin binding
Source: RefSeq, a predicted model, not a curated record